AUGUGACUUUUCCUGACUACGCAUUUUCAAUGCAGUACUUUUAAUUGCAAUGAAGUAUUUUUAGAUUGUGGUUUCCGUACUUCGUCACACGUUCCUCCCAUUAAGCUGAAGUGCAGCGGACCCUGACGAUCUGUCUCGGCCCCAUCCGCCUGACAACGCUGUACUUCGUUUGCGUUACUCGGAAAUAGUGUCAGAGUGAGAGCUCUGUCUCUCCGUGUCCGCCUCUGCGCAGCACUCCUCUCUGAGUUAGCCGCUACGUCUCCUCCUCCGCUAGCUUAGCCUGCCAGCUAGCAGCCCGGGCGAACCAUGGCCAUGUCGCAGGCUCUGUCAGAGGAGGAGUUCCAUCGGAUGCAGGCUCAGCUGUUGGAGCUGCGGACUCAGAACUAUCAGCUGUCUGAUGAUCUCAGGAAGAACUCAGCAGAACUGAAUGCCGUCCGUCAGAAGAAUGUUGUUCUGGAAAGAGAUUUUGUCAAAGCACAAAAGGCUCUGAAUAAAAGCAAGAAAGCUCAGGAGGUGGAAGCUUUGCUGAGUGAGAAUGAGAUGCUUCAAGGAAAACUUCACAGUCAGGAGGAAGAUUUCAGACUCCAGAACAGCACACUGAUGACUGAACUCUCCAAGCUGUGUAUGCAGAUCGAACAGCUGGAAAAGGAGAACCAAGGCCUGAAGGAGGGAGGAGGAGCCUCUGCAUCCACUCACCAGCCCAACCCCACCUCCUCUCCUGUUGAUGGCGAAGUGCUCCGUCUCCAGGCCGAAAACUCCACCCUCCAGAAGAAAAUGAAAGCCCUCCAGGAGCGCUAUGACAAACAGGUGGUCGCCCAGGGAAACCAGAGCGCUACCACGGAGACCGAUGGGUCAGCCAGCGCCAACGGAGUCUCUGAUGUCACAGGGAGAGGGAAGGAGCCAGUGGCAGAGGGAACCAAUGAGAGACUAGAGCCGACGGAGGCUCAGCCGGAUCCGACAGAGAAACAGCUGCAUGGCCUGUCAGAGAAGAGCGUAGAGAAGAUUGUAGCUAAGCAGGCAGCGCUAGGCUGGUCGGCUGCUCUCUGUCCAAUAACUCACUGCUUUGGACCAGAGCUGGAGAUGGCACUGAACACCGAGCAGGAGGAGAAGAGGCUGCUGAAGGAACAGAUCCACAACCUCGAGGCGUCCAAACAGGCUGAAAUCACUAAACUGCAGGAAGAGAUCACAAAGCUGUCUGACAGGUUGAAGAAGAAGCAGGAGAGUUUUCAGCGUCUGCAGGGAGAAAAGGAGGCUCUGUACAACGACAGCAGAACAAAGAUUGAUGAGAUCAACCAGAGGAAAGAAGAGGAACUGAAGACCACGAACAUCCGCAUCCAGAAGCUGCAUUCAGACCUAAUGGUAGCCAAUCAGAUGUCCGCAGAGCUGAGAGAACAGCUACAGAGCAAAGAGAGGGAGCAUGAACUGGCUGUGCACAGUUUGAAGGACCAGGUAGCCAGUCAGAGUGCAAUCAGUCAGGAGCAGGUGGACAACAUCCUGCAAGAGAACGAUGCUCUGAGGACAAACCUAGCAGCUCUAGAACAGGAGAACAAUGCUCUGAGGACUAACCUCUGCGCUCUUGAACAGAUCCAGACGGUGAAAACACAAGAGAUGAAUCUGCUGCGUGAGCAGCAGGAGGCGCUGACAAGCGAGCUGCAGCAGAGGCAAGCUGAACAGGAGAGUCUGUUAGCUCAGAGAGACGACCUGGACUCCCAGCUGCAGGAGUCAAGUUUUGCAAACAGGAAGUUGUUAGAGCAGUUAACAGAAGAAGGACAAGAGAAGGACAGACUCCUGAGAGAGCUGGAUGAGGCUAAGAAGACGGCAGAGAAGAGGAAGGCCAUGUUGGAUGACAUGGCCGUGCAGCUGACCCAGGAGAAGUCCGACCACAAGGAGGCGCUGUCAGACCUCAAACUGCAGCAUGAGAAGGAGGUUCUCGGGGUGAGGGCUCGGUAUGAGAAGGAGCUCAGAGGACUCCACGAAGAUAAGAAUCGCUCUGAGGAGGAGAUCAGACAGCAGCUAAGGGAUGAGAAGGCUCGUGCUAAAGAGCUGGAGAGUCUUCAGCCAAAGGUGGAGGAGUUACAGGCUCAGGUUCAGUCCAUGGAGGGUACCAAAGGAUGGUUCGAGAGACGACUCAAGGAGGCUGAGGAGAACAUAGAGAAGAACUCACUGGAACAUCAGGAAGAGAUCAAGCGGUUGCAGAAAGAACACACACUUCAGCUGGAGGAGAAGCAGUUGGAGAUGGAGGGACUGAAGCAGCAGCUGGUGGAGGUGGAGAAACAGAGGGAGGAACACGGUGACACCAUUGGAAAACUCAAACAGGAGAUCAAGGACACUGUGGACGGUCAGAGGAUCUUAGAGAAGAAGGGAAGUGCUGCGCUGAAGGACUUGAAGCGGCAGCUGCAGCUGGAGAGGAAGCGAGCAGACAAACUGCAGGAGAGACUCCAGGAGAUAUUAACCAACAGCAAGACCAGAACAGGUCUGGAGGAGCUGGUCCUGUCGGAGAUCAACAGUCCCAGUCGGACUCAGCAGACCGGAGACUCAUCCUCUGUCUCCUCCUUCUCCUAUAGAGACAUGAUGAAGGAGCCUCAGCCGACCAAUCAGAACAAGUCCGGAGGAGGAAGUCCCCAGUCUCAGCGUCCCGCAGACUUAUCCGACGACGAGGUUGGGGAGUUGUUCCAGCGUCUCGCUGAGGUUCAGCAGGAGAAAUGGAUGCUGGAGGAGAAGGUGAAACAUCUGGAGGUGAGCUGUUCUUCGAUGGCUGAGGACAUCUGCAGGAAGAGCGCCAUCAUAGAGACAUAUGUGAUGGACAGCCGCAUUGACGUGUCGGGCGGUGCCUUCGCAGGUCACGGAGGCUUUCAGGGAGACAGAGGUGGUCUGGGCUCCGUCCUCAGGGACCUGGUGAAGCCAGGAGACGAGAAUCUGAGGGAGAUGAACAAGAAGCUGCAGAACAUGUUGGAGGAGCAGCUGACGAAGAACAUGCACAUGCAGAAGGACCUGGAGGUUUUGUCCCAGGAAUUAGUCCGUCUCAGUAAAGAUAACGGUCCUGGAGGCGGUGCAGCUGGGUCGGGAUGAGAGUAUCACCUGAGUCCAACCCGUCCGUUUCCUUCCCUCUCACUACUCCUACUCUUGGCUCAGACUUAAACCUGGAACCGGCAUUUCUUUCUUUCCCUUUUGGGAGCCUAAGACCUGCUGUGGGCUUGGACUACUGUCUGGAUCUAUUCGGAUGUCAACACUUCAGUCUGCCUGCUGGGUUAUGACUAAAUGCAUUGUAUUGUAUUCCAAAGACAUGAGGAAACAGUAAGAAACUAAAGAAACUGAGGGAAUGGAAACAUGAAACUUUGGGCUCUGCUCUUUUAUGUUGCUGUUGAAUGUACUGUAAUUAGACUGCACCACUCUGUCAAGUCCUGGCUAUAACUUGGAAACCACAUUGUCCCUGACUGUAAAUCUUGGUUUCUGUCUGAUGUCUGUUGGGUCCUGCCUAUGUCCUGGAAAAUACACCAGCCUGGUGUCUCAACUGAUUGAAUUACUUUAUUGGUUUCUAUGUGCAGUAACUCUCUCGUAAUCUGGCUAUAUACUGGGGCUUCCUGUCAACAACACUGGGGUCUGGCUAUGUUUUGGAGUGUCUGAAACUGGAACUGUAGCUUAAGUUUUGUCCUUCAUCUCAGAAACAGCAGUUUGACAUGCAAAGGGCGUCGCUCUUUGUUGUUUUUCUGAGCUUUCUAAUGUAUCUCCUCCUUAGCUUCAACAGCAGAUGCGUUUUUUGCUUAGAUGUGAUGGAGACUGAUUAGUUUUAUCAACGCGACUGAUGUUUCAUGUUCGGGUCAGGUGACGCUCAACAGAGCAAAGGGCAGCUGCUGCUGAAGAACAUGAGAUGAGGCUGAGAGUAACAGGAGCUUUUUUCAUGGACUCUAUAUGGUUCAGCUGUUUGUCUGUUGGUUUACAUGUGACUAUGCCCUGGGCUACAGCAAAGCACCCAGCGUUACACACACACACACACACACACACACACACACGGCCGUCGCUCAAGGUUGCUGUAUCUCGAGGUGUCGAUAAAAUAUUAUUCUCUGACUUCAAACACUGAAGGCCAUUCUGUCGUUAAUGAACCGUUUGACAUUUACACACACUUGUUUCCGAGACAGAUCCUGGAUCGUCCUCAGUGUGAAGCUUCAGCUGUGGUCAUCAGCAGCUGAGUCGACACAUCAAUAAGCUAAAAAAAAAAAAAAUCAGUCUGGUGUUGGACGUCUGAAUAUCCGCCCACGUCUCAGAUUCAAGCGGUGCAUGUGUGAUUCCCCACGUGGAGGAACAUCCGAGCCAAUCAGAGCCUGUCGGCAGGAUUCAGAGAUUAGUCUUCUCCAUAGAUGCGUAUAUUGCCGUGUAUGUAGGGCUGAGGAAAUAUUAACAGUCUAUGUAUAUUUGUCUAUGGACUUCCAUAAUUAGGGAGCUCCAUCCAUGAAAAACAUCAACAGAGGGACGUCCAUGAGAGAUGGUGUGUGUGUUAAUAGGCCAUGGCUAUGUCAUGGAGCACAACCACACUGACCUCUUAUGUUAACUGUUUUUUUAUGUUUGUGUCAGGCUCUUUUUUUUUUACUCUUCACACACUCUGGGAUGCAAAAUGGCUCAUGAAUUGUUUCCUAUCUCUUGUAUGAUGAGGGAUUUUUAUUCAAAGACGGUUUUAUGAAUUAACCGAUUAAAUUAGAUGAAACUUUUUUUUUUAAAUAUCAAAAUUGGAAGAAAUUUAUAAAAGUUGGAUCUUAAAAAGUGAGAUAAAAUCAUGUCAUACUUUGAAUGUGGGAACAGAACCAAAAGAGGAUCAUUCAGCUUCAAAGAUGCUGCUAUAAAAAUAAAGAAGAUGGUGAGCGGUAUUGUUCAGUUUUUCUUUGUGGCUUGUGUCCGUGAUGCAAAAUGGCUUCAUGAAAACGUAAUGAUCUCUGUGUCUCUGCUUUUCUUUGGUUUUUGGUUUAUUGUAUUAUUUUUUUUUUUUUAAUGCUCAGCCUUUUAUCUCCAGGGUCGUGUCUUAUGCCUUGAAUUACAUGACCUGUAAUCUAUCUUGCACUGGUAACUUUUUGUGACUAUUUCCAUCCUCAACCGGGGACACCAAAUGGUGCAGUUAAAAAAAAAAGUGAAAGUUAGUCCCCCGUCGGCUAGGUCUACUUUCUGCUUGAAAUAACUUGUCAUUUUGACUCUAUCUUUAAAUCUACGUCAGCUUUCUGUGAUUUUGUUAAAAAAAACAACACCAAACUGAACUUUGAAAGUGACAAACACUUUCCGUCUGCUUUUCUUCUGUUUUUCUUUUUUGUUUUGUUUUUAUGUUUGCUGCAUGGCAUUUGACUACGUCAGACUAUGUCCUGGGCGUUGUGAUGUGUCGUAGCAUUAUGACCUGUGCGUCUCUGCAGGAGAGCUCAUCUUCAGUCAGAUGGAGACUCGUUCUGAAAACGACUCGUUCACAGUGCAGCUCCACUCGUUCGGAAGAAGCAAUCACUUUAUGUUGAGACCAAACUUCACACACAUUAUUAUAGGUUUGAUUCAUGGAAAUGAACUGGAAAUAUUAUUUUUUUAAAUUGGACAGUGAAUAUGUUUGAUUUUAAUAUUUGAUGUAGUAUCAGAAACUGGUUGAGCUGCACUGAAAACACUGAAUCGUUUUCGUUCUCUCUGGGUCCGAGUCUUCACAGCUUUGACUUGGUGUGAAUGGUCUUUGUUCUGGGCAGUGACUCGGCCAGUUGUUUUGUUUGUAACUGUUUAAAUCUGUAUAUACUGUACACGCUGUCACAUUCUAACUGUAUGAAGAAUCAGCUGAGCUAUUUAUGAGACUUGUGACGAUGACAACGCUAAUUAUUCUAACAACAAGGAAAAACCAUAAAAUAUCGUCUGAGAAGUUAACGUGUCUGUUUUUUUCACCUUAAUUACAUCAGCUAAUUAUUUGUAUAUGAAGAUAAUGAGAUUAAAUAAUAAUUCAGUC
This is a messenger RNA of Scophthalmus maximus (turbot), 5953 nucleotides long. RefSeq names its product GRIP1 associated protein 1 (gene gripap1). The coding region runs from base 307 to 3069 and encodes 920 amino acids. Gene Ontology annotation, cellular component: postsynaptic recycling endosome; extrinsic component of postsynaptic early endosome membrane; glutamatergic synapse. Gene Ontology annotation, biological process: regulation of modification of synaptic structure; regulation of recycling endosome localization within postsynapse; regulation of neurotransmitter receptor transport, endosome to postsynaptic membrane. NCBI's taxonomy places the organism in Eukaryota, Metazoa, Chordata, Actinopteri, Pleuronectiformes, Scophthalmidae. The transcript is spliced from 30 exons. The record is from RefSeq and is a predicted model, not a curated record.